ACUGCGCACUGCGUGGAUCACGUGAUUUUACUGGUUGUGAUGGCUUCCUUCGCUUACUGUGACUACACGCUUUGAGGAAAAACAUGGGCUUCUGCGCAUUUCUACGUCAAACCGACGAAUGUCCUCUCAAUAAAGCCCUUCAUAUUAUUGGAGGCAGACACAACGUGACAAAGAAAAGAGAAGAGGCGCUGAUCUGGAAAAGGAGCCGCGAUGUUUCUGUUUCAGUUACCCGAGGAUGUGCUGUUCCUCGUCCUGUCCUACCUGGAUCCCAGAUCGCUCUGCCGCCUCUCUCAAGCGUGCAAGAGAAGCUACCAGUUCAUCUCCAGAGACGUUGUUUGGAGGAAAAUAGCUAAAGAAAUUAUUAAUACUGGCUUGACACGACAAGGAAUAGAUUUAUGUCCUUCCAUUCCUCUUAAGGACAGAGUGAGGGUGUCCCACAACUGGAUCAAUGGAGUCUGUCGUAAAGAAAUUCUUUUAAAAUGGAAAAUUAACUUGUUGCCGUGGAUACAGCUGGACUGUGAUGUGCUGUAUCUCUCUCAGGCAGCAAACAUCAGUGCGUACCAUCUGAGAGCUGGGGGGGGGAAGUUUCAGAACAAACGAGUGGCCCUGUUCUCGGGACACCGAGAGGACGUGUGCAGAUUCACUCUGACAGACACACACCUUAUCAGUGCAGGAGGAGAUGGUAAAAUAAUUGUUCAUGACAAAGGAAGUGAUUACUCUGUGGAGUAUUACGGUCACAAUCAGGAGGUGAACUGCAUUGACUGUAAAGGGGGUGUGAUAGUCAGUGGCUCCAGAGACAAGACCUCAAAGAUUUGGGCUCUGACUCCAGAUCGAUUUGGACAGUGCUUGCAUACAAUCCCCAUGUAUGACAGAGUGUGGUCGGUGGCCAUCAGUCCAUCUCUAUGCACCUUUGUGACAGGAACAGCCUGCUGUGAGAAUUUUGCUCCUCUUCGAAUCUGGGACACAGAAAGGUGUCACCUGGUGUCGUGUCUCGGUACAGAGUUCCGCCGCGGAGCAGGUGUGUUGGACAUCAUCUACGAGUCUCCCUUCCAGCUCCUCACCUGCGGUUACGACACAUUCAUCCGCUACUGGGAUUUGCGCAUCUGCUCCAGGAAGUGUGUGAUGGAGUGGGAGGAGCCUCAUGACAGCGCCCUUUACUGUAUAAAGACUGACAAGAAUCACAUGAUUGCCAGUGGCUCGUCAUACUAUGGAGUAGUGCGUCUUUGGGACAAACGGCAAACUCGCUGUUUACAGAUGUUCCAGCUGGCGCCCACCACCAGCAGCCCAGUGUACAGCCUGUGCUUCAACAGCACUCACCUCUACGCUGCCCUGGCCUCCGUCCUCUACUCCCUUGACUUCAGAACUGCAGGGUCCCAGUCCUGGAAAUAACAAUCCAUUAAUGUUACUUGAGACUCAUGCUUCAUCUCCUCCAAGCCCUUAGUGAUGGUCUCAGACCUCAGAUGGGCAAGUAGCCAUCAUGCCUUUUGGAUAAUCAGUGCCGCUAAUGAUACAGUUAUGGCCUGGUGAAUAUUUCCCCUGUCACAGGCUCCUGAAAGCAAGCAGGGUUCACGACCUUCUGUGGUCCGAGUCUUAACGGACUUAACACAUUGCCAGCGACCUCUGGGAUGUCUAAAACAAACACUGCUCAGAGCUGCCAACACACACUGAGGGGAUUUAUGCUAAACCACAGCACAUAUGAUAAUAGAUAUAUUGAAGCUGAAAGUAUAUUUUUCCAACAAUGAGCCAAUUAAACAUGUUUUGUUUUCUU
Messenger RNA from Megalobrama amblycephala (Wuchang bream), 1768 nucleotides. RefSeq names its product F-box and WD repeat domain containing 4 (gene fbxw4). Gene Ontology annotation, cellular component: SCF ubiquitin ligase complex. Gene Ontology annotation, molecular function: protein binding. The transcript has 9 exons. The record is from RefSeq and is a predicted model, not a curated record. Gene Ontology annotation, biological process: SCF-dependent proteasomal ubiquitin-dependent protein catabolic process. NCBI's taxonomy places the organism in Eukaryota, Metazoa, Chordata, Actinopteri, Cypriniformes, Xenocyprididae. Bases 211 to 1389 code for a protein of 392 amino acids.